Danaus plexippus (monarch butterfly) is the source of this 1153-nucleotide messenger RNA. RefSeq lists its product as uncharacterized. The record is from RefSeq and is a predicted model, not a curated record. Lineage: Eukaryota; Metazoa; Arthropoda; Insecta; Lepidoptera; Nymphalidae. The transcript has 10 exons. Bases 1 to 969 code for a protein of 322 amino acids.
AUGGUUAGCAUCAGGACGGAGCGGAUUUGUCAUGGAGUAGACGCAGAUUGUAUUUUCGCUGAAUUUAUUGUUUACAAUAUAAAUAAUAAAUACAUAAGAGAGGAGUCCGGUUACCUUGGUCUCGGGAAGCUGCGACAGAAGAUCCUCAUCGUGGAGCCCAACAUCAACGUGGAGCUUUGCCCUGGAGAUGGCUGGAGGGGAGGAGGGGUGGCCCGGUCCCCGUCACAUGAGUCCGUCACCACAGAGCUGAGUUUGUUCAGUGUGUCCUCGGCCGCUAGUGAUGCUAAAGUUCUGAGACUACUCGCUUGCAGGGCGGGCCAGGGUCCGGAUCCGUCUCUGAGGGUAGCCAGCCCCAACCCUGAUGGGAAGCCUUUCAAAUGUGGCUCGGGUCCCCUGCCCCAGUCUGACGCCAGUCGCGAACUGUUAGCUGGUUGCGCGGCGCUGUGUGCUCAGUUAGGGCUCCGACGGUCAUUCAGCGCGGAUGACGCGGGCGCCGCGCUGGGCGGAGGCCGCCCGGUCCGGGGCGCCACGUCGGAGCUGGGUCUGUCCGCGGCGCUGGAGGCUCUCACCAUGAGCGCCGCGUCCCGCUCCUGCAGCACGUGGGUAGCAGUGGGAGGCUCGCAGCUUCCUUCCCCGCAGCGAGCCCCGCCCGCCCCGCCCGGCCCGCCCAGGGUCCACGCUGAUAAUAAAAAGGUCCGACAGAACUACAUAAAGCGCCGCCUGCUGACGACGUACAGAGCCCUGGAACGCCUCUCGCAGUCAGAGUUCAACCUGGACAAGCUGGAGGUGGCGGCCGGCGCCGGGGGCGUGACGCUCGCCGUGCCCACCACCAGCGCCCCGGAGGCAGCUCAGUUGGCGCUGACCGCGUCGGAGCUGGAGCGGGAGCGAGGCCGGCCGCUGUCCAAGUACGAGCGCAACAUGAUGAUCUUCAACUGGCUGCACACCCUGGACGACGCCGCGCCCUUCUAGAGCGGAGCGCCCUGUACAUAUCACCAGCCCCGGUGGACGAGAUGCUCCCGCCGCGACUCGGCCCCCGCCCCGGCCGCACUCGAUCACUAAUGUUAAAGUUCCUAUUGCUCUUACAACGCGCCCCUCGAGUGAGACGAGCGGCUGUAAGGAGCGAGACGUCACUCAUAAUAAAUGUUACAACACA